AUGGUUCAGAUCAAGACCCUCCUGGCCCUGCUACCCCUCUUCGUCUCCGUCUCGGUGGCCUCCCCCUCCGCCCGGAAGAACGUCGAAAAGCGCGAGAGCUGUGACUACACCUGCGGCAGCACCUGCUACUGGGCCAGCGACGUGAGUGCCGCCCAGGCCGAGGGGUACUCGCUGUACCAAUCGGGAGAGACCAUCCACGACUACCCGCACGAGUACCACGACUAUGAGGGCUUCGACUUCCCGGUGUCCGGCACCUACUACGAGUACCCGAUUCUGAGCGACUUUGAGGUGUAUGACGGGGGCUCGCCCGGCGCCGAUCGGGUGAUUUUCAACGGCAAUGAUGAAUUGGCGGGUCUGAUCACGCACACGGGCGCCAGUGGGGAUGACUUUGUGGCCUGCACGUCUUCCUAG
Messenger RNA from Aspergillus ibericus CBS 121593, 411 nucleotides. Its product is annotated as extracellular guanyl-specific ribonuclease RntA. The transcript is spliced from 2 exons. The record is from RefSeq and is a predicted model, not a curated record. Bases 1 to 411 code for a protein of 136 amino acids. Gene Ontology annotation, molecular function: RNA nuclease activity; RNA binding. Lineage: Eukaryota; Fungi; Ascomycota; Eurotiomycetes; Eurotiales; Aspergillaceae.